AUGUUGAAAAUACCAGAUAAUAACAUAGGUGAAGCCUUGCAGAAAGUUAAAGUGACUUAUCAAGAGAUUCUCGACAGAAGUGUCCCCUAUGUUAAAGAGAGGUGGAUCACAUUCGGUGUCCUCUUGACAUUAUUUGUCUUUAGGAUUAUCCUUAGUCAAGGAUGGUAUAUCAUAUGUUAUGCACUUGGAAUCUAUCUUCUCAACUUGUUCUUGGCUUUCCUCACACCAAAAUUUGAUCCAUCCCUUGAACAGGAGCUGUUCUCGUCCAAUUUAGAAGAAGGGACCGACGAAGUGGAAGAGGAGUUCAAACCUUUCAUCCGCCGCCUUCCAGAAUUUAAAUUCUGGCUCAAAGCUGUGAGGGCAACUGUCUUGUCUUUGUUGACGUCUUUUUUCACUAUUUUUGAUAUUCCAGUCUUCUGGCCUAUCCUCGUGAUGUAUUUCAUCAUUUUGUUCUGCCUCACGAUGCGAAAACAGAUCCAACACAUGGUCAAAUACAGGUACCUACCUUUUGAUCUUGGCAAGACGAGAUAUGGCCGUCAGUCCCGCUAA
Candidozyma duobushaemuli is the source of this 549-nucleotide messenger RNA. Its product is annotated as protein retreival receptor. Gene Ontology annotation, biological process: protein retention in ER lumen; retrograde vesicle-mediated transport, Golgi to endoplasmic reticulum. The transcript has a single exon. Gene Ontology annotation, cellular component: Golgi membrane. NCBI's taxonomy places the organism in Eukaryota, Fungi, Ascomycota, Pichiomycetes, Serinales, Metschnikowiaceae. The coding region runs from base 1 to 549 and encodes 182 amino acids. The record is from RefSeq and is a predicted model, not a curated record.